CUCUCUCUCUCUCUCUUUCUUUGGACAAUUGAACAAACGUUCAACGUCCUCAGGUCUUCUCGAUCCGUCGAGGCCAUCUUCGUCUUUCCAUGUAAGUACAAUUUUUGGAAAAUUCUUUUCUAAAUUACUAUAAAACUUAAUCGAGGGUUUUUUUCUCCCUUUGUUUUCAGGCGCAAGGUUUGCAGAAAUUGUUUUCGUUCUAUUGGAAAGUGAAUUUGCCGGACUGGGGGGGAUCAGUUUUCGAAACUUGAAGGAAUUUCUAUGUACGCAACAGGUUGGGCUAAAAAUAAUCAAUGCGAUGAAUAAUUGGAAUUAACGAGCGGGGACGAUGAUCGAUGGUUUUGCAAAAACACGACGCGACAAUAGAAUUUCAAAUGCAUCUGGACGCAUAACGUUGCUAGCCUUGCAUCGAAAUCCCCGAGCCACCCCCAACGCGCAGGAAAAAAGCGAUGCAGCUCCGCUCGCGGAUAUCUUCCCAGCGAAAUAUUCGACGCGCAGAAUGCAAUAUUCGACAGAAAAAGGAUCGGACGUCUUUCAUAGUAAUUCAAGGUAAAAAAAAAAAGGCGAGGCACUCGUUUGCGAGAAGUAAUUGUUAAUCCAGCUAAAGACAACUUCAGCUUUCAGCCUCUGUAAUUUGCAAUUUUUGUUAGUAUGAAUUCCAGAAGUAAGAACAGUAAAAGAAAAAAAAAAAGAAGGAGAAAAAACACGAAAGAAUCGUCGCAAAACGUAGGAAUCAAGGGAGAUUAUCACACUUUGUGA
Messenger RNA from Heterotrigona itama, 759 nucleotides. NCBI's taxonomy places the organism in Eukaryota, Metazoa, Arthropoda, Insecta, Hymenoptera, Apidae. The record is from the annotation of a GenBank genome assembly.